Triplophysa rosa is the source of this 1818-nucleotide messenger RNA. It is a transcript of the gene pstpip2, whose product is annotated as proline-serine-threonine phosphatase interacting protein 2. Gene Ontology annotation, cellular component: plasma membrane; cytoplasm; actin filament. The transcript has 15 exons. The record is from RefSeq and is a predicted model, not a curated record. The coding region runs from base 96 to 1091 and encodes 331 amino acids. Gene Ontology annotation, biological process: actin filament polymerization. NCBI's taxonomy places the organism in Eukaryota, Metazoa, Chordata, Actinopteri, Cypriniformes, Nemacheilidae. Gene Ontology annotation, molecular function: actin filament binding.
CAGACCUUAGUGACAGUGUGAAAAACAUCACUUACUUUUUUAUUACAGCCAGAUACGGAACUCACAGACACUUUCACAAACACUUAACCGACGCAAUGAGAGAACUACAUUUUAAAGACAACUUUUGGAAUGUUGAUAUUACCAGCACAGCAGGAUACGACAGCAUUAUACAGCACCUAAAUGAUGGAAAAAGGACGUGCAAAGAAAUCGAGGACUUUAUGAAAGCCAGAGCUGCUAUAGAGGAGAAAUAUGCCAAGGAGCUCCUGGGUUUGUCCAAGAAAGUGUGUGGACAUUGUGAAAUGAACACCCUGAAACGAUCGCUCGACGUUUUCAAAUUGCAAACAGAAAAUGUGAGUUUGUCUCAUCUCCAUUUGGCCCAAACCAUGAGAGAAGAAGCCAAAAAAUUAGAAGAUUUCAGAGAGAAACAAAAGGAGACCCGAAAGAAGGUAGAGCAGCAAAUGGAUGCUCUUCACAAGCAGAAGGUGGCCCAAUACAAGAAAACCGCUGAAGCGAAGAAGACCUAUGAGCAAAAGUGUCGAGAUAAAGAGGAAGCAGAACAGAACAUGAACAGAAACGCCACCACCAGCAGUUCCAAGCAGCAGGAGAAGCUGUAUGCCAAAACACAACAAGCCAAGCAGGCCGCAGAGGAAUCGGACAGAAUAUACAGUCAUAAUGUGUCUACGUUGGCGAAGAUUAGAGAGGAAUGGUUGAACGAGCAUGUCAAAGCAUGCGAGUUCUUUGAAAAACAGGAAUUAGAGAGGAUCAACAGCUUGAGGAAUGUAGUGUGGAUUCAUCUCAACCAUCUCUCUCAGCAGUGUGUCACCAGCGAUGAGCUCUAUGAGGAAGUGAGAAAGUCACUGGAACAGUGUAACAUUCAAGAAGACAUCGAGCAUUUUAUCAACCUCAGAAGAACCGGCGACAAACCACCAGCACCCAUUGCAUACGAGAACUUCUACAACAAUCAGAGAACAGCUCCUGCCCGACCGGCUACAACAGCUAUCAGGAGGGCGGGCGUACCUCCACCACCAACUGCAGGAGACGAUCCAUUAUAUUCAAGUGUAGAGCCUGGCUACAGCCUAAUACGAUACUAAUAGGAGCACAACCUGCGUUGUAGGCCCGUCUGCAGCUCAGCAUGGAUGCAGUUAAGGCUUUGCGACUCAAUAUUUCACAGAGAGCUAACAGAGCACAUUGAGUAAUGCUGAAUCCAGCAUCCUUAUGUCUGGUGGUCACAACAUACUUCAGUCUGGUAUGAAGGGGUGUGCCUAACCCUGGAUGAAAAAACUUGUGUAAAUAUGUUUUGAAGUGACCUUUAAUACUGAAUGUUCUCACUACAUUGAUGACAUCACAAAAACAAUAAUGUAUAAAUUGCUGUCUUUAUUUACAGAUUGACUUAGGCACAUAUUAAGACAGAAGUGUGUGAUUUCUGCAUCACUGGUGGAACCAAACUGAACUGUUUUUCAUCAAGAUGCUAUUUAACUGUGAUUUUUGCCAGCGUUUCUGAAAUAUUUGUCUCUCCCAUUCAAGUAGAUAGGACUGUGGUCUUGCUAUGACUGAAAUAGCUGCCCGGAGGCGUUGCAAACAUGCCCACCGAGUGGCACGACUUGCUAAAACGUACUUUGGCUUUAGGUCGGGACUUCCUGUUUGUCCAAACAAUGGAAAAUGUAGGAAUCGUCAUUAUUUUUACAGUUUGGUGCUGCUAGCGGCACAGAAAUCACACACAGCAACUUUACAAAGGCUACAAAAUAUAACUUAUUUAUAGUGUCAUUACAGUCUUGCACCACUGGAUUCAUUGCAUUAAUAAAUGUAUUAUUUAAACUU